AUGAUUAUUAUAUUACUUAUAAGUAAAAAUAAACGUUUUGAUGCAACACGUAAAUUUUUAAUUAAUUUAUCUAUUAUUGAUAUACAAUUUGCUUUAUAUAUUAUGCCUAUCUCUAUUAUAUAUUUAAUAUUAAAAAUGAAUUGGUUAUCUUAUUAUAUGAUAUGUUAUUUAUGGAUUAUUAUAGAUAUCUAUUUUUGUACAACGAAUAUGUUUAAUUUAGUAAUUAUAGCAUUUGAUAGAAUGUUAGCUAUUAAUUAUGCUGUAAAAUAUAAUCAAAUUAUGUCACCAACACGUGUACGUUUAUUAUUAUUAUUAAUAUGGUUAUUAGCAUUAUUCAUUAUAUUACCAUUGAUUGUUUAUAUAAUUUGGUAUCAAUUAAAUAUAUCAUCUAUCAAAAAACAAAAUAUGGAUUUGACAAAUUCUUUAGAUCUUAAUCAUAAUGAUGAUUCUAAUGAUUCUAUACAAUAUAAAUGUAGUUUAAUCCAUGUAAGUAUAUAUAUACGUUUAUUUAUAUCCAUUUGUUCAAUGUAUAUACCAACUUGUUUAAUGUGUUAUUUUUAUUUUCAUGUAUUCUCUAAAGUGAUUAUAAAUAAACGUGGUAUUUCAAUUGGUUUAUUAAUUGAUAAUAAUAAUGAUUAUUAUAGACAAUCAAAGAAAAAAUUCACAUCAUCUAAUGAUCAUAUCAAUAAAAUCGAUUUCAAUCAAACUGAUAAUAAUAAUCAUAAUACUAUGGAUAAUAAUAAACGGAAUAAAUGUAAAAUCGAUAAAACCCUUAAUUAUAAAAAUAUAAAUAAUCAUUCAAAAUAUGGUUUAUUAAGAGUACAUGUUGGUGGAAAACAAUUACUAUGUGGUAAUAAUACAUUUAUAAAUCAUAAAUGUAAUAGUACUACAAAUAUUAACAGUAUUCAUAAUAAUAAUAAUAAUAAUGGUAAUAUUUCACAACAUGUAAAGUUAAUCAAUAAUGACACUAAUGAUUCAACUAUAAUGAUCAAUACAUUACCCGAUAAUUCAACAAUACAAAAUCAAGAUGAUUCAUAUGAUCAACUAAGAUCUACAACAACAACAGCAUCAUCAACGAAAGACCCUCAACAACAACAAGAACAACACUCAUCGUUAACAACGGAAUUUAUAACAUCAAAUAUAUUAAUGAAAUCUCAUUAUACUGUAUCAAAUGAAAAAUCCAAUGAUUCAAAUUCAAUCAAUUUAAUGAAACCUAUGGAUAAACUAGAAAAUAGUAAUAAUAAUAAUAUAAUGAAAAAACACUCAAAUUCAUUAUCUGAAGUAUUCUUAAAAGUAAAUAGGAAUAAAUUGAAUGAUAAUAAUAAUGAUAAUAAUAAUCAAUCGAUUAGUCAACAACCUCAUUCAUCCUCACCACCACCACCACCACCACCACAACAACAACAACAAAAUUUCAAAGAAAAACUUACCAAUAUAUUACGUAAACAUUCAUUUCAUACAUUAUCACCAUAUACAUAUAUAAAACCAUUAGAAUUAUCUCAAUCAAGACGUUCUACUGGUAGAACUGAUAAACAUGAUAAAUGUAAUGAUAUUAUAACAUUAAGACGUUGUGCAUUAAUGCCAUUAAAUCAUAAUACACCCUAUUCAUCAAUCAACAAUGAAUAUAUGAUACGUUCGAAUAGAAAUUCAGAAAAUUUAUCAAAUCUAUCUACAACAUUGAUAACACCAAGAAAUAGUAAUCAAUUAGAUAAAUCAAUAAUUAUCAAUGAUCCAUCAUCACCCUCAACAACAACAACAGCAACAACAACAACAACACCUAAUUAUCAUUAUAAUAUUAAAAUGAAACAUUUAAUUGAAUUAAAAGCAAUCUUUAUGUUUCUAAUUAAUAUUAGUUCCAUUAUAUUCUGUUGGUUACCCUAUUACACUUUAAUCUUAUUUCAUGAUAUUUUACCUAAUUUAUGUAUUACAUUUACUAUUUAUCAUUUUUUUUAUUGGUUAAGAUUUCUAUGUAUAGCAUUCAAUCCAAUUAUCUAUGGUUCAGCAUCAGAAGAUUUACGUAAAGCAUUUAAACGUUUUAUAUUACAUUGUGGUAAAAUAAAACAUGAGAAAAAAGCAUUAAAACGUUUAGUAUUAGCUGGUUUAGGUGCAGCUGGUAUACCAUACGGGCAUAGAAUAAUAAUACCACAACAAAUGAAAUCAACAGAUUUUAAUGAUCAACAAUAUAAUAAAUCAGUUCUAUUUAAUAAACCAUUAAUGGUAAUAGCUGAUAUUGAAGAAAAGAUUUAACUAUCUAUCUAUCUAUCUAUCUAUCUAUCUAUCUAUCUAUCUAUCUAUCUAUCUAUCUAUCUAUCUAUCUAUCUAUCUAUCUAUCUAUCUAUCUAUCUAUCUAUCUAUCUAUCUAUCUAUCUAUCUAUCUAUCUAUCUAUCUAUCUAUCUAUCCACACAUCUAUCUAUCUAUCUAUCUAUCUAUCUAUCUAUCUAUCUAUCCACACAUCUAUCUAUCUAUCUAUAUGUAUAUUCAAAGUAUUUCACCUGUGAUUUUGACGUGAAUAAAUACAUGUUUAUCAUUUCAGUCUUGUUCUCAGAUGUUUCAUGUUGUAUAAAUAUAGAUAUUUCUAAAUAGAAAA
This is a messenger RNA of Schistosoma haematobium, 2585 nucleotides long. RefSeq lists its product as uncharacterized. Bases 1 to 2244 code for a protein of 747 amino acids. Gene Ontology annotation, cellular component: membrane; dendrite. Gene Ontology annotation, molecular function: G protein-coupled serotonin receptor activity; neurotransmitter receptor activity. Gene Ontology annotation, biological process: G protein-coupled receptor signaling pathway, coupled to cyclic nucleotide second messenger; chemical synaptic transmission. The transcript has a single exon. The record is from RefSeq and is a predicted model, not a curated record. Lineage: Eukaryota; Metazoa; Platyhelminthes; Trematoda; Strigeidida; Schistosomatidae.